AUGUCUGACGAGGAAGAGCAGUACUCGGGCGAGGAGGAGGCCGAGGCAGAGCAGGAAGAGGAGCCUGAGGCUCCUGAAGAGGAGGCAGCAGAAGAAGAGAGCAAGGCCGAGGAGCCCGAUGAAGAAACACCACCAGACGAAGCAGAAGCUGAAGCAGAGAAGCCAAAAGCUCCAAGACCUCAGCAGCAGCAGGAAGAAAAGCCACCAGCGGAGAUGACUGAGGCCGAGGCAGCAAUGAUGGCGGCCAAGAAGCGUCACGAAGAGGAGGAAGCGGCCAAACUUCUGGAUUACGAACAACGGCGCGUUCUUGAGAAGGAGCGUAUCGAGAAUGAACUACGCGAGCUCAAAGAGAAGCAGGAAAAGCGACGAGCUGAACGAGAAGCUGAAGAGAAAGAAUUUGCCGAAAGGCGCCGACAGGACGAGGAACGACGUCGUAAAGAAGAGGAAGAGCGCAAGGCUAGAAGUGAUGCCGAGAAAGCUCGCAAAAACGAGGAGAAGUCACGUCGUCAGCAGAUGAUGGCCGGCUCGUUCGCAGGUCAUGCGACGGGCGGUGAAGGACGCAAUUUCAAGAUCAAUUCCAAAGGCGAGCAGGCGGCGCAGUUCGGCAAUCUGGCACAAGAAGAACAUCACGACAAGAAAUCGGGAGUAAAACAAGAUGGACAAACGAAAGAACAGCAAGAAGAAGCCAAGGCAGCGUUCUUGGCAGCCGUUUGCCGUUCAGUGGAUAUCUCGUCGCUGCUUCCGAACGAUCUGAAGGAGCGAAUCAAAACGUUGCAUAACCGAAUCUGUAAAUUGGAGGCCGAUAAGUAUGAUCUGGAGAAGCGCCAUGAGCGUCAGGAAUAUGACAUGAAAGAGCUGCACGAACGUCAACGCCAAGUUGCCAGGAACAAGGCGCUCAAAAAGGGACUCGAUCCUGAGGAAGCCGCUUCAUCUCAACAUCCUCCAAAAAUCACUACCGCUUCCAAGUUUGAUCGUCAGAUUGACAGAAGGUCUUAUGGAGAUCGACGAGAGCUGUUUGAGCAUCCAGUCAUCAAGAAGCCACCCACCAUUGCCCACGGAACCGCACGACCUCCACCAGAGUGGGGCAGAAAAGAGAAUGAGGAGCUCGAACAGCUUAGGAAGAACCUCGAGCCUCCAAAGUACGUUGAACAAGUGAAAGCCGAAGGAGACGCAGCUCGCCCACCAGUCCAAGCGAUUCCUUUGCAGUUACCCGACAAGGACUUCGAAGAUGAACCAGAGCGUCCAGCUCCAGAGAAAGCUGCGGAUGGCGAAGCCCCUGCUGCAGAAGUCGCAGCCUGA
Messenger RNA from Ostertagia ostertagi, 1299 nucleotides. The record is from the annotation of a GenBank genome assembly. Lineage: Eukaryota; Metazoa; Nematoda; Chromadorea; Rhabditida; Trichostrongylidae.